Oryza brachyantha (malo sina) is the source of this 2773-nucleotide messenger RNA. RefSeq lists its product as uncharacterized. The coding region runs from base 256 to 2616 and encodes 786 amino acids. NCBI's taxonomy places the organism in Eukaryota, Viridiplantae, Streptophyta, Magnoliopsida, Poales, Poaceae. The record is from RefSeq and is a predicted model, not a curated record. The transcript has 4 exons.
GUCUCAACUUGUUCUUCUCCUCCCUUCCCUUCUUCUCUUUUCUCGUCUUCCACCUUCAUCUCAAUCUCAAUCUCAAUCUCGCCGUCCCCUUCCAACUCCAACUCGCCUUGCUGACUUGUUUUCUUCUUCUUCUUCUUCCUCUUCUUUUCAUUCUGCUUUAGUUUUUGUUUGGUUCUACUCCUACUCCUACUCGUCGUCUCCCUCUUUGCCCUUUUGUCACCCACUGUUUCACCUCAAUUCUCGUGCUGUUAAGGGAUGGGCGGCACCGGCAGGGUCGUCCUCAACGGCCGCCGGAGGGACGACGACGAUGAUGACGACGAGUAUGUGGCUGACGACGACGAGGAGGAGGAAGAGGAAGACUACGCCGCCGCCGCCGCCACCGCAUCCGAUGACGAGGAAGAGGACGAGGAUGAAGCGGACCCGCCAGAGGACGAAUCUGACGCGGAUUUCGUCGGGGACGAAGAGGAGGACCUCGAGGACGAAGACGAUUUGGAGCUCGAGACGACGCCGCGCCCCAAGCGGCCCCCGAAGGUAAACCGCAAGAGGAAGCCGCCGGGAUCUCGACGUCGGAAGCGGGAGGUCGACGACGACGACGACUACGAGGAGGAGGAGGACCACGAUUUCGAUCCGGAUGUCGACGAAGAAGAAGAGGAGGAGGAGGAAGAGGAGACAGAUGAAGAUGAAGAGGAGGAGGAAUUUGAAGAAGAUGACGUCGAUUCGGAUGAUUUUGCCCCGAUUCGCGCCAGAAAGACCACAAAGAACCACGUGGCGAAGCGGAAGCCAGCAGCAGGACGAAAGAAGAAGAAGAAGAGGAAAGGUUCUAGGGUUUCCAAGCCAAAGGCUAAGAAGGCCACCACAGCUCGCCGCCGGAGGAAGCGAUGGGCGGCCGAUGACUACGAAGACGAUGAAGAGGACGAUGCCGAUUUUAUUGUCGACGACGAUCAGGAAGAGGAGGAGAUUCACCGGCCAAAGAAGAAGGCCAAGGCUGCUAAGAAGACCAGGGAUGUCACGCCGGAGCCGGAUGUUGAGGCAAGCACAUGGCCGGCGGUCGAAUCAGAUACAUCAGACUUUGAAUUUGUGACAUCUGAUGAAGAAGCUGCAGACAAGGAAGCGCCAGCCGCUGAACCAGCAAAAAUCAAGGGCAAGAAGGGCAGGAAGAGGUGGGGAUCUGGGUCGGAGUCAUCCUCGGAUUCUGAUUAUGUCAUAUCAGAGCAGGAACUCAAGGAUCUGGAAGUCUCUAUGCCUCCAGAGUCAGUUCUGCAGUCACCUACAACCCCGCCACGGCGCACCUUUCUUGCAAGGAGAGUGGGGGAGAAGGGGAAGGAGCCUGAAGAGGCUUGGAAACAGACAUGUGGGAUUUGCCUCUCGGAAGAACAGAAAGCUACAAUACAGGGUGUGCUUAAUUGCUGCGCACAUUACUUCUGCUUCGCCUGCAUCAUGGAGUGGUCAAAGGUGGAGUCAAGGUGCCCAUUGUGCAAACGGCGAUUCACAACAAUAACCAAGUCAUCAAUGGCAGAUCUAGGGCUCGGAUCAAGGAAGGCUGUCAUUAGGGUAGAAAAACGUGAUCAGGUGUAUCAGCCCACUGAGGAAGAAAUGCGGCGUUGGUUGGAUCCAUAUGAAAAUGUUGUAUGCAUAGAGUGCAAUCGUGGUGGUGAUGACAACCUCAUGCUACUAUGUGAUAUUUGUGAUUCAUCCGCACAUACCUAUUGUGUUGGUCUAGGAAGAGAAGUACCAGAAGGAAACUGGUACUGUGGAGGAUGUCGAUCUGGUGGGGAGGGCCCCUCUAAUGCUCAAACACAGGAUAGGGUGGUUCACUGCAGAGAAAAUAAUACAAACCCUGCCAACAGCAGUUCUGUAUCAUUUGGGUUAGCCACACCAAGUGGAGUGUUCCAGAGACCACCGCCAAUCAACACUCAACCUUCUCUACAAGGAUUCGAUCUAAACCUCUCACCAAGAGAAACCCCUGAUGAAGAUAAGCGAGAAGAAUCUCUUGUUUCAGCAGAUGCUGUAUCAACUCCUACUGGAAGGCAUGCCACUCUCGAUAGAAGGCGUGCCUUUAACAGGCGUAUUCGCAUCCUUCUAUUUAGACCAAGGAUCGCAACUAAUGGGUGGCAAAAUCCCAUUCAGCAUGACAGGACAAUACCCGAGAAUGAACAAAGUUCACAGAGCACAUGCGCUCCAAACGAAGUGAACCCAUCAUGUUCCAGGGAUGGUUCUAUGCAGAACCAGCAGAGUAGUUCAUCUUUUGUUCAGCCAGCGAGGGGUCUUAUUGAACGCACCUAUGGGGGUGGAAGCAAUUUCCAACAAACAGAAGGUGCUAAGGAACAACUGAUUCCUAUUGUCAAGAGGAACCUCAAACUAAUCUGUGCUCAGUCCCCAUUGGAUCAAUCUGAUUUCAAGAAUGUUGCACGGAGAGCAACACACACUAUCUUAGCAUUGUCUGGGAUCGCACACAACGAGGAUUUUGUUGUCAAUACGCCUCAUCCUCUUCCUAGCCAUUGUAACCAUGCCUGUGAUGGUCAGGAACCAGCAUUUCUCAUGAGAACCUGCUGCUCAUCAUGCUUCAACUCCUUUGUUGGUGGCGUCGUCGGUUACAUAGCAAAAAUGUUUACCUGAAGAUUCUGCCAUCUAUUGACUUGACAAUUUUUCUCUAUUGUUGUCAUUCUUUCGAUUAUAAACAGCUAAAAAGAUUAUACAACCACAAAACAUGUUACUCGAUGUAUGGAUAGUUUAAAUUAUAAUGCAUUCUUAACGACGCAUUCUGAGCUCAAUU